Messenger RNA from Camellia sinensis, 3561 nucleotides. The record is from RefSeq and is a predicted model, not a curated record. NCBI's taxonomy places the organism in Eukaryota, Viridiplantae, Streptophyta, Magnoliopsida, Ericales, Theaceae.
CCAAACCAAACCAAAUUUUGGGGGUUGGCUACAUGAAUAAAUUUUUUUGCCAUUCAGCCCUAUCAAGGGCUAUACACAUAAUUAAAUUAAAAUUUGAAGUAGGUUCAGUCUUUAGAUGGAAAUCAUGAUGCCCCAAAAUAUUGUUUGGAUCCAUUUGGUUUCUCAUCACAAGCAAAUGUUUUCUACAGAAUGAUAGGAAUUGCAUAACAUGAAUACUUAGUUACAUGAUAAAGGCCUUCAACCCACUUUAUAUCUUUACAUGGUGCUAAAAACGAACAUAAGCUUCCCCGGAAAAUUUGCAUGCCACCUCCUUUGAGACUAGUUCCCACCAGGUGGGUGUUUCUUGAAGUUGAAUCAGAGUCCAUCAUUCUACUUGGGUAUUUUUUUUCUUUCUUUUUCUACACAUUCUUGGGGGCCUUGAUGUCUGCAUGACACUGAUUUCUUUUUGGUAUGAAAUCUAUCCAAGAUGUCUUUUCUAGUUUUAUGUUGUCAGAUUUAUUUACCUUAGCUAGAUUGUUACUAAUAAAUUGUCUUUAUUUAUCGAAAAAUAAAAAAUUGUGGAAUUCAUUGUCCAAAUUAUGCAUAAGGUAAUGCAUUGCUUCUCAUAUUGCUACAUUUGUAUAGCAGACUUAUAUUUCUAUACAUGACAUUUGGUUGGUAUGCUGUAGAUUCAGGCAUCAGUGGUGAACUGUUUUGGUUUGAUUCCUUUUCUCAUCGUCCAUAUAUUUUUCUUCAUUGAAUUUCUACUCGUUGUAGUGUUUCAUGAAAUGCACUUUUAAUAUCAUUAUGUUGUAUUGCUGCUGGUCCUUGUUUAUAUCAACUGGAGCGGUUGUUGUCUACUACACAUUAACUCUUGAGUGUCAAAUGUGCAUGGUUUGGCAAAGAAAAAUUUUAUUGAGAAGGAAGGAGUGGCAGAAAUAAUUGAUGAUGUUUACAGAAAACUGCAGGGUGCGGGGACCACUUCUGCAUCAACGAAUGGAGAUAGUUUUUUAGAAAUCGACAACAUGAAACCUAAAGAAGAAGUUGUAGAAAAGGAGGUUCGCUGCCCCUGUUGUUGGUCACAGCCAAUUAAGGGUAAUAUGAUUCAGUGUGUAGAUCCGCAGUGUCGUGUGUUGCAACAUAUUUCUUGUGUUAUCAUCCCAGAGCAGUGUUCAGAGGGCAUUCCGUCUCAAUUUUAUUGUGAAAUUUGUCGAAUCAAUCGGGCAGAUCCAUUUUUGGUGACUGUGAAACAACCUUUAUCUCCUGUCAAGCUGAUUACUUCAAAUAUUUCUACUGAGGCAAUCAGCCCACAUUAUGUGGAAAAAGCAUUUGAUCUUGUAAGUGAAGAUAUGGAUUUGUUACAGAAUAAGGAAUAUGAUGUUCAGGUUUGGUGUAUUCAUCUUAAUGAUAAAGUUCCAUUUAGGAUGCAAUGGCCACUGUAUACAAAUCUACAAGUUAAUGGUGUUCAAGUAAAAACAUUCAAAAGGCCUGAAUCACAGUUGUUAGGAGCUAAUGGCCGUGAUGAUGGUCCAAUGAUUGCAUCUUACGUACGCAAGGGAACUAAUCAGAUUUCUUUGUCAGUACGCGAUGCUCGACGUUUCUGCCUAGGCGUUAGACUUGUAAAGAAACGUACAAUAGAACAGAUCCUCAACUUGAUUCUUGAAAAGCAAAAUUGUGAGCCCUUUGAAGAUGCUCUAGCUCGUGUUUGUCGUUGCAUUGGUGGCGGAGUGGCUAUGGAAAAUGAAGAUAGUGAUAGUGAUUUGGAAGUUAUUGUGGACUGUGUUACAGUCAAUCUGCGUUGUCCUUUGAGUGGCUCUAGAAUUGAGAUUGCCGCCAGAUUCAGACCAUGUGCACACAUGGGUUGUUUUGAUCUUGAAACUUUUCUUCAGCUAAACCAACUCUCUAGGAAGUGGCAAUGUCCAAUUUGCAUGAAGAACUACUCCUUAGAAGACAUUACCAUUGACCCUUAUUUUAAUCACAUCACGAAGAUGGUAAAGUACUGUGGAGACGAUACAAUUGAGAUUGAUGUGAAGCCUGAUGGUUCUUGGCGUGCAAAGAAUGUAUAUCAGUUUAAGAAGCUUGAACAGUGGCACCUCCCAGAUGAAAUUAUUUAUGUUUCCACACCUGAAGAUGGUUCCACAUGUGUUUCAAUGAUUGAACUGGAUGGCAUUGGCAAUUUCAAUUUAUCUGCCAACAAUGGCCAUGAAAUCAAUACUGUUCCAAACAACUUUGAUGCUACAACUGGGACCAUGAACAGAUAUACUUGUCCAUCAUUAGGGGGUCUUGAUGUCAUAGUUCUCAGCGAUUCAGAAGAAGAGAAUGCCAAUUUUACUUAUCCUGAAACUGCCUCUAUAACUCAAGCAAUGAAAAAUGGUGGACAUUCUUUCUCUGUUCCUUCUGGAACUUCCAAUGUGUACCCAGAAGAUCCAGCUCUUGAUCAUGGCAAUGAUAUUGAGAUCUAUGACCAAGCAUUUGCUUCUGGUACUCGAGCAGGUUCCCAGUUCCAACUAUUUCAUAUAGAUAAUGUCUCAGAUGCUUUAAUUGAUUCAGACUACACUCCAGUUACCUCUGCUCCACCAAUAGAUGGUUAUGCAUUGACUUCAAAUUGCACUAUAGAUCCUAGCAGAGAACUUGUUGAUUCUUCUGUAUGCCAUUCUGACACCGAAAUAAAUGAUAUCCUGUGUGAUCUGGGCAACAAACCUCAGACAUCAAAUGGUUUCCGUGGAGAGAAUUUGACUUCUUUUGGGCUUGGUAGCAAUAGUAGUGGUGGUAAUAAUGGUGCAACCUCAAAUCAACUGGAUUUGGUAAACCAGUUUGAAUCGGAUGAAGCUUUAUCACCACCUCCAGGUAUGAAUGAUGAAGUCAAGUCCAAUGGGACAAUCAGAUGCUACGCAGCUGUAACACCUCCAGGACUGGAUUUCGUAUGUUUUGCUCAUUCUUUUCUUCCAUUGGCAGCUUUAUCACCUCCAGGUAUGAAUGAUGAAGUCAAGUCCAAUGGGACAAUCAGAUGCUACUCCUUAUCACCACCUCCAGCUUUAUCACCUCCAGGUAUGAAUGAUGAAGUCAAGUCCAGUGGGACAACUGAUGCAAAAACAUCAUCUGGCCUUUUUUCAUAUCAUUGCUGGCCACGGACUGGGAGGCAUCCAUAGCUUUCAUACAUUCAGACUUGGUGUAUAAGGUGCGCUAUAUAAAUUUCCUUGUUACUAGGUUUCAGUCUUGAAGGUUUGCCGGUCCAACAUUGCCUCCAUCCCGGCAAUGAUUCCAGAACUCUGAUUGAUGUUGUUUCAGGUUGAAAUAUCAGUCUCACCAUGAGGAGUUAAACCUCUGGAAGAAGUGCCUACUCUCUUUGUAAUUGGGUCAUUUUGACCAAGCAAGCGUAAAUUUCUUGUAAAUGUUAACACAACAAGAUUCAACAUUUUUCGUAUGGCAUUAAGUGUAAAUAUCUUGUAAAUGUUAAAAUACCUAGAUUUGGCUAGAAAUAACUUGUAAAUGUUAAAAUACGUAGACUCGGCGAGAAAUAAUAAGUUCUCAAUUUUUCUUGUAGUAUUAGUGAGUAGCUAAUGAUUUUUAGCUUUUGCUUUA